AAUGUACAGGGUCACAUGCAUUGUGGCCCCUACGGUGUCUCAUUCAAGAGCAUCCCACACGAGGGAGAUUGCUGCAAAGGAUUUUGCUUUCAUCAACAGAAAAAACGAGGGGACAAAUUUUUGGUUGUAGUAUUGUCUUUGACUCUCUCUCUUUCCCCCUCCAACCGUUUCUAUCUUUACCUCGGAAAGGUGGGCAGUAGAGAGGGAGCAUUUCCAGAAACAAGUUGCUCUGCAGCAGCCCCGUUAUCUCAGCUCAAGAUGUACAGCUUCAUGGGAGGGGGCCUGUUCUGUGCUAUUGUUGGUAAUAUCCUGUUGGUAGUCUCCACUGCAACUGACUACUGGAUGCAGUACCGUCUCUCUGGAAGCUAUGCCCACCAGGGUCUCUGGAGGUACUGCAUGUCCAACAAGUGCUACAUGCAGACUGACAGCAUAGCUUACUGGAAUGCCACCAGGGCCUUCAUGAUCCUUUCAGGGAUGUCGUGCUUUGCAGGCAUCAUCGCUGGCAUCAUGUCCUUUGCUCACUUCUCGUCCUUUGAAAGGUUCAACCGCUCCUUUGCUGCAGGAAUCAUGUUUUUUGUCUCCACUUUCUUUGUUCUGCUGGGUAUGGCCAUUUAUACUGGAGUGACAAUCAACUUCCUGGGGAGGCGCUUCGGUGACUGGCGCUUCUCCUGGUCCUACAUACUGGGCUGGGUGGCCAUGCUCAUGACCUUCUUUGCAGGUAUUUUCUACAUAUGUGCCUACAGAAUGUGUGAAUGCAGGAGAGGAACUGGCCCACGCUAGAGGGAGACAGACACUUUGUCAAAAAAAAAAAUCCCACAAUCCCACUUUUAAUUGAGGAGAAACAGAAGACAGUCUUGACUGAUCUACUGAAGAGAUGACAUCUGGUGUGGCUCCUGAAGGCCUUUGACGGUCUUGUUAACAUGUUUUCUAAAAGUCGUAUUCUUGCAAUAUGGAUUAUUUUUUUAGGAAUAGUCAUGAUGAUAGCACAGAGGAAAAACAAGCUUAAUAAAACUAAUCGUGUGUCUAAA
Messenger RNA from Siniperca chuatsi (mandarin fish), 1028 nucleotides. RefSeq names its product lens fiber membrane intrinsic protein-like. Gene Ontology annotation, cellular component: plasma membrane. Gene Ontology annotation, molecular function: structural constituent of eye lens. The record is from RefSeq and is a predicted model, not a curated record. NCBI's taxonomy places the organism in Eukaryota, Metazoa, Chordata, Actinopteri, Centrarchiformes, Sinipercidae. The coding region runs from base 16 to 780 and encodes 254 amino acids. The transcript is spliced from 5 exons.